Molecule: messenger RNA, 2078 nt
Organism: Pteronotus mesoamericanus
Lineage: Eukaryota; Metazoa; Chordata; Mammalia; Chiroptera; Mormoopidae
Gene: MUC3A
Product: mucin 3A, cell surface associated
Biological process (GO): cell projection morphogenesis; nervous system development
Cellular component (GO): synapse
Source: RefSeq, a predicted model, not a curated record
AUGAUAAGCAGAGGUUCCUCCGUCACUUCUACUUCAUCUGAAACUACAAAAACUUCAUCAACCUUGUCUUCUCCAAUAGCCUCUUCUAUUGAAACAACUCCAACCAUUUCGAUUAACCCCACGAUUCCAUGUCCAGAAUAUAUAUCUGUUACAAUAGUGCCUACUUCUCCCACUCCAAGUAUAGAAAUUGAUCCAAAUAGUAAAGUUACUUUUGCAUCCACUAUCCCAUUACCAGUCUUUACCUCUACUACUGAGGUGGCCACCACCUCUCCUAGUUCCACAGCUAUGACAACUGUAUUUCCUACACAUAUGGACACUUCUACUUCAGAUCUGGAAACUGACCCCACCAACAUCAUAACUGAUUCUCCUAAUUCUAUCAGCCCUGGGACUGUCCCUGUUGGCACAGUUUUGAUGAGCACACACACACCCACCAGUGGUACUUGGAUGAGCUCCUACUCUGUCACCACCUCAGCUGUGCCCCGCUUCACUAGCCUCCCACUGACCAUGAAACCAAGCAGCAGCUUUCCAACUGUCAUGAGGACGUCAAGCAAGUUGACACACCCCAGCCCAACCACCUCCAGGAAUCCAGAGACAUCGGUGGCCACCACUCAGACUCCCACCACUUUGACAUCACCCCGGACAACUUUGACCACUACUCAGAUGCCCAUACAGUCUACACUGACCACCACCCUAGGCAGCCGUGACAACGGUGGCACCUGGAUACAGGGAUGUUGCUUUUGCUCCUCGGGGUUCUCUGGGGACCACUGUGAGCCGCAGGAGAUGAGGGGCCAGAAUGGAGGUCAAUGGGAUGGCCUCAAGUGCCACUGCCACAGUACCUUCUCUGGCUCCUGGUGUGAGUUUGCCGUGAAACAGGUGGAACUGAAAACGGUGGACGCUGAAGCGGGCAUGGAGGUGUCUGUCCAACAGGAAUUCACGCCGGGGCCCAAUGACAACACUUCUGAGGCCUACAUGGAUUUCAGCAACACCUUCAAGAAUCAGAGGAAGAAUGUUUACUGAAACAUGCAGGGGUUCAAGGGUGUGGAGAUCCUCUCCCUGAGAAGUGGAAGCAUUGUGGUAGACUAUCUGGUCCUGUUGGAGUUGCCCUUCAGUGUCCAGCUGGAGAAUGAGUAUGAGAAGGUGAAGACGGCCCUGAAGGAGGAGCUCCGGAAUGGCAGCAAGGACCGGGCCAGCUGCCUGAACAACCAGACCCUGUGUUUUAAGCCUGACUCCAUAAAGGUGAACAACGACACCAGGACGGAGCUGACCCCGGAAGCCAUCUGUGGCCGCGCCGCUGCCCAGGGUCAUGAGGGUUUCUACUUUCCUUUGGUGGAGGAGAACCGGCUCCGCUGCGUCACCAAGAGCACGCCGGGCGUGGAUGGCGCAAUCUACUGCAGCCAGGGCCAGUGCCUUCUAGAGAAGAGCGGUCCGGCUUGCCGCUGCUUCUCCACGAACACGCACUGGUUCCUGGGCUCGCGCUGCGAGGUGUCCGUCGCCUGGAAGGCGCUGGUUGGGGGCCUCGCGGGGGCCGCGGCCCUGCUGCUGCUGCUGUUGGUGGCAUUCGGCGUCUUCGUGGUGGGGUGGCAAAGGGGUCUCAGGCAGGGCAGCCCUGCUCUGACCGCAUGCGCCCUGAUCAGGUGCUGGGACGAUGACGACAGGAAAUGGUUCCAGAUAUGGGAUGAGGACUCCGUGGGGACUUUUACAAACUUGGGCUUCCAGGACGACACAACAGUCAAGGAAGAAAACGUCCAUGUGGCCUUGGAGAAUGUGGACACCAAUAUGAGGGUACACACCCAGAGACCUGAGGUGGACUUGUCCUCGCUGUGAGCCCUGCGCUGUCCCUCUACACUGCCCCAGAGAGCAGGAAAGAACCACCUACACUGCAUCCAUUUCAAGAGAUGGUCCGGGUCUCAUGCAGCUCAGUGUCCUGGUUUCCUUGGGCAAAACCAGAACAUCCUCUGACACCUGUCUUUCUCCACCUUGGGUGAAACUUACCUGGAGACUGAGUUCAGACCCGGCUCCACUGUCGGACCUUGGGCAAUAACCUCUGAGGCCAGAAGGUCCCAGCCUCCUGAGCAGGA